Phodopus roborovskii (desert hamster) is the source of this 563-nucleotide messenger RNA. It is a transcript of the gene Apoa2, whose product is annotated as apolipoprotein A2. Gene Ontology annotation, cellular component: very-low-density lipoprotein particle; chylomicron; spherical high-density lipoprotein particle. The coding region runs from base 122 to 427 and encodes 101 amino acids. The record is from RefSeq and is a predicted model, not a curated record. Gene Ontology annotation, biological process: cholesterol homeostasis; cholesterol transport; negative regulation of lipase activity. NCBI's taxonomy places the organism in Eukaryota, Metazoa, Chordata, Mammalia, Rodentia, Cricetidae. Gene Ontology annotation, molecular function: high-density lipoprotein particle receptor binding; apolipoprotein receptor binding; phosphatidylcholine binding. The transcript has 4 exons.
AGGGGUGGGGAAGUAGAUGUAUAUAUAGCCCCUGUGUCCAGACAGGCCCAGAGUGCACACCAAGGACAGCGACGUUGAGCAGCACUCACUAUUCCUAGACCACGUUCCCAGUGCUGCCAUCAUGAAGCUUCUUGCAAUGGUUGUACUGCUCGUCACCAUCUGUAGCCUGGAAGGAGCUUUGGUUCGGAGGCAGGCAGAGGAGCCGGGUCUGCAGAGCCUAGUCAGUCAGUAUUUCCAGACCAUGACUGACUAUGGCAAGGACUUGUUUGAGAAGGCCAAGAGCUCGGAGAUUCAGACCCAAGCCAAGGCUUACUUUGAAAAGACACAAGAGCAGCUGACACCCCUGGUCAAGAAAGCUGGAACUGAUCUGAUGAACUUCUUCAGCAACUUAAUGAACCUUGAGAAACCAGCUCCUGCUGCUAAGUGAGGCAUCGGACACCAGUCUUCCUAUUCCAGCUGUCCCACUGGCCUGCCCUAAAGCCCUUCUCCUACCCACUGGCCUGCCCUAAAGUCCCUCUCCUGUCUUCUGCCUGUUUUCUCCAAUAAAUGAGGAAGGAGUCAAA